This is a messenger RNA of Lepus europaeus (European hare), 600 nucleotides long. RefSeq names its product olfactory receptor 6S1-like. Gene Ontology annotation, biological process: G protein-coupled receptor signaling pathway. The record is from RefSeq and is a predicted model, not a curated record. Gene Ontology annotation, molecular function: olfactory receptor activity; G protein-coupled receptor activity. Gene Ontology annotation, cellular component: membrane. NCBI's taxonomy places the organism in Eukaryota, Metazoa, Chordata, Mammalia, Lagomorpha, Leporidae. The transcript has 2 exons. Bases 1 to 600 code for a protein of 199 amino acids.
AUGGAGUUCAUCCUGCUGGGCUUUCAGACUGAGCGAGCGACAGGGAUCCUUCUGUUGUGCACUUUCCUGCUCAUGUAUGUGACUUUGCUGAUUGGCAACACCAUGAUCAUCCUCCUGGAGUGCGGGGACCACUGCCUGCACUCACCCAUGUAUUUCUUUGUAGCCAAUCUUUCCUUCCUGGAGGUCACCAUCACCUCCACAGUGGUGCUGAAGAUGCUGGCCACCAGCUUGUCCCCCUCCAGAGCAAUCUCCUUCAUGGAGUGUCUCACACAAUCUUUCUUCUACUUCCUCCUGGGGUCCACAGAAUUCUUCAUCCUGGCUGUCAUGCCCUUGGAUCGAUACGUUGCCAUCUGCAACCCACUGAGUGGGGGGUCCUACAGCUGCAUCAUCACCACCAUUGUUAGGGCCCCCUCUGUCCAGGGACGGUGGAAGGCCUCCACCUGCAUCUCUCACAUCACCGUGGUGACACUUUACUACGGAAGCUCCAUCUUCAUCUACGUCCACCCCAGGAAGGGUGACGGGAUGGACGUGAACAAGUUUGCCACAGUUCUCAACACGAUUGUGACCCCCAUGCUGAACCCUUUCAUCUACAGCUUCUGA